ACUGAGAUGCAAAUGACCGCGUUACCAGGACCAAUGCCAGCCGAUGAGGACGCACCGCUCUAUAUUCAGUACUGGCUUCCAGCACUUCUUGGACUGCUGCUGGUGAUCCUCCUGGUGGCGCUGUUUCGGCGAAGCCGACGGUCGCGCCAAACCUCGGCCGAAUUGAAACUGAGGAGUGAAGCAAGAUCUGCAGGUGUCUACUACUCUCCAUGCAGUGACUCUGGACCGCUUGAUGUCAAUCUUACUGGGGAAGUCACCAUUGGAGAUGCUCCAACCCUCCUGAACCCGUCUUACGAGCGAAACAUAGCAGGCACGGAACUGGAGAGAAGUGGUGACUUCUUCUGCCCUCCCAUGAGCGACACCCCGAACCAAUUAAAGGCCAAGGGCCGGGUGCGUUCACCGGGGCACCCGGGGGAGGUUCACGGCAAUCCCCCGGCUCUGCUCGGCAACUUCAACGUCGCGUUCUCAGAGGGCAACUACAGCGAUGUUUCCCCGGAACAAGCAAGCAGCGAACACUCGCCUAUACCAGACGCUGGCUAUGACAAUCCAGGCGGGUUUGUCGGACCUAAUGGAGGUCAGACGGAACCCCUAAAGCAUCCGCGGAAAAAUCCCAAGUCGCAGCCAGGGCAUGGUUACGAAGAACCCAUGUGCGAGGGACAGAGGUCACCGUUUGAGGGGGCACACAACCCGGUCGCUUACGAAGUCGCCUCGAUAUCGCCUCGGGGGAGUCUGUCGACAUCGCCCAACCCCGACACUUCGUACGAAGUAGCGUCAAUCAACCCGGCCGGGCAGCUUGAGGCUGCGCCGAGGUACACAAAGGUUGAUAAGAGUAGUGGGGUACUUGGCCCGGUCAGUGGGGAGAAAAGUCCAGGGGCUGACUCGGGCUACGAAGUGGCAAGCAUCUCCCCUGGAAAUUCCCCCGCAUCCGCAAGUGCCAAGCUACGCUAUGACUACGCUUACGCUUACACCUCCCCUGCGGGGUACCCGCUAGGGAAGCCCUCCCAAGUUAACCAGUACAACGUGGUCCAACCUCAGUGCAAGGAAGGCGACGGCGAAUACUCAAUGCUAAGUCGGAAUAAGGGAGAAGGGUACCCGACCAGCCCUACCGUACCGAUCAUAAUGUCCGUCAAUGAGUACAAUACAAUUCACAUUCCUUCCAAGAAUUGAAAGUAAAAUAUAGUGUUUUAGGUUUAUAACACGCGCGCCUUUAAAACGCAAAGUUCGCUUAAAUGGUUCAGGGGUUGAAAAACUUUGAAUAUGAUGUCAAUUUUGUUUUUAUAAAAUUUUAUCAUUAAUUUAAAUAAACGUUUUCUUAUAAAAGUGCGCAAUUUUUUUUCAGCAAUCCUAUAUUUUUAUUCAUCAAUGCCAACCAUUAAGACUUCAAUUUGCAACAGCAUUAGUAAAACAUAUUUAAAUAUUCGAUGAACAAAAAUGACUAGUAAAAUGCAUAAUUAUUAUUCAUAAAUUCAUGAUAAAAAUUGUGCAAGCUGAAAACUGUAUAGAUUGCUUUAAAUUCGUAAUGCAUUAUUAAAAAUUCGAUGAACAAACACAAAUAGGUAAAAUGCAUACUUUAUUCAUGAAUUCUGAAGACAAAAAUGCAGGCUUCGGACUUUGUCCAAUUAAAGAAGUAACGAAACUUGAUUGUUGCGAAGAAUUAUACUUUUCAAAUUUCAAUAAUUUCACAUUUUUAAAGAUGAAACAAAGAAAACGCUGUUACUUGAAACCAUCGAUUAUAUAAGGAAAUAAGAGCCAUAUUGUAAAUGAAUGUAAGCAAAAACAUUAUGAAUAUAAUUCAGUUUGACUGUCGUAAGUCUCUAAAAUAAUAAUUUGAAUAUGUUUCAAACUUGUAAAUGUUACGAAAAACGGUAACACUUUGCUUUAAAUAGAACAGUACUGCUUGUAAUGGACAGUUUUCAGAUAAAGAAAGCGUCAUUGUCACCUUGUGUAUAGAGUUCUAGUUCAGCUGAAGUAUGACUGCAUAGAAAAUAAUUGGCAAUAAAACAAGAAGGCUGGGAAA
Patiria miniata (bat star) is the source of this 2017-nucleotide messenger RNA. RefSeq lists its product as uncharacterized. NCBI's taxonomy places the organism in Eukaryota, Metazoa, Echinodermata, Asteroidea, Valvatida, Asterinidae. Bases 7 to 1167 code for a protein of 386 amino acids. The transcript has 3 exons. The record is from RefSeq and is a predicted model, not a curated record.